UGGUAGUGGUGGUGGUGGUGGCGGCGGCAGCGAGGUGCCUCACUCGCCGCGGCGUCCUGAGACUCCUGUGUGUGCCUGGCCGUUGUUGGCUCGUGAUCCUGCACGCUCUCUCGCCGGACGGACCCGCUUUAGUGCCUCGCUGGUCCCCGAACUCGCCUGUGCGCUGCUCCAGGUGACUGCGCUGCCCUCGCCACUGUGUGCUGUAGCCCGAGAACAGGGACAGCGGCGCGCACCAAUUUGUAAACACGUGUACUGCCGCCGCGCAAGCCGUGUUCGGUGUUCUUGACAGUUGGUUGUGUUGUGGCGCGGCUGAUGAACCAUUGUGUCGGUGAGGGCGGGAUGGUGCCGGGCGGCGUGAUGCUGCCCGGAGGGGAAAAGACGACGCCCGAGGUGGGCGGGUGCCCCGGAUGCUGUUGUUACUGUGACUUGUACUCCCUGGCCGAGUAUGUGUACCGCGACAGGUUGUCCUACCCGCCGCCGCCCCUCGCCUAUACGCCCGUGCCACCGUGCCCGACGCACGGGGAGGAGAAGACCUCGAAGGAGGAGGACCUCCCCGUCAUCCACCCGCCUCCGUCUCCACACAUGUCCCCCGACGUCACGCUGGCAUUCCUGUUGUCCCUGGACCUGCUGCGCUCCCUCCCGCAGCAGCACGCCCUCCACCACGCCCUCGAGUCGCGCGGGCUCCUCAAACACGCAUGUCACCGCCGGUCGUCGUCGUUCGGAACCCCGGGGUCCAAGCUUGGGGAUGAGGAGGGAGGGGGGGUCAAAGGUGGAGAGACGCCCCCCCUCCUCUCCUCCACCUCCCAUCCUGCCAACCUACACAUGCCACAUCACCAGAUAGACCCCCUGAUGAGGAUGCCGGGAGGGAGCAUGGGCGUGAUAGACAACGCCCGUAUUUACGGGGAUAGGGUUCACCCGGCGCAGCACACGCCCUCUCCUACCUGCACGCCCACCUCGUCAGCCAACCAAUACCCCAUCAUGUGUGGUGGCAAUCACAAUGGCGAGGGUGGAGGAGGAGGAGGAGGCAUAGACGGCGGCGGAGGAGGCGGUGACGGGGCAGACGAGGAAGAGCUCGGUGCUUAUUGGGAGCUCCUGGACGGGGAGAUCCGCCCGGUCAAGCCCAUCCCGGCCUACCCCGAGUCGCAGGUCAUCUUUGCGGAACACAAGGAGAUGGCACGCAAAUAUUUGGUCCUGCAGCAAGAAAUCUUCAACUUGCGGAAGAACAAGAUAGCCCUGCAGGAGAAGCUGUCACAGGCCGAGAAGCUGGAGCAGCUCGGCAACCAGCGCUACCAAGACAAGAUAAGAGAACUGGAAAAUAAAAGGGAGAACCUUCGGCACACUCACAGUAGACUAAGACAACAGCUGGAGCAGAUUUUGGCCCGACAGCAAGAGCAGCAACAGCGGGAGCAGCAGCAGCAGGAGGACGGGAGGGGAGGCGGCUUGGGGUCAAACCUCUCCCUGACCCCCCUCUGAGGACAGGUGCACGCUCUCCCCCCCCCUCUCCAAGCACCAGGGCUGUGAUUUGUGAGACAGUCAGGGACGCCUUUCUAGCGUGGAUGAGCUGUUCUUCCUUAGUUUCUCAUGCCAUGCCCCAUAUCAUGUGAGAUGGAAACACAGAAGAAGAAGAAGAAGAAGAAAAGAGAAAGUUUGAUUGGACUAACGUACAGAUAUUGGAUCAAAGGAUUUUAUUACUUUCUGAUCUUCGAAGGGUUCAGAUGUAUAGAAAUUUUUUUAUCUGAUAUGAUGUUUUUGUAUUUUAGAAAAAGUGGGAAAAAAAAUCUUGGAUGGGUGACCAGCGCUGCAAGUUCGAGCAGCUGAACAAGAGGAGAAAGCAGGCGAUAACUUUCCUUUUCUUCCCCACUUAUAUGUUUCUUCCUUAACAGGUACUGAGUUGAAUCUAUGGACACUUAUUCUAGACUGUAGGUAUCAGAUAAAACACAUUGUCAAUUAUUUAGAACCAAAUUUUAGUCUUUUAAGUUGUAAUUUUGGUCACUUAUUUAAUAUUCAUUAUAGAAUCACCUGAUAUGACUUAUUUAUUGAUGUAUAAUAUUUUGGAGUUGAUUCUUGCAACUCUAAAAAGUAUGCAUUUUUAGGCUAGAGUAUUUUUUAAUGGUAGAAGAUCACAUCACAAGAGAUGUGGUGAUGCACUCUUGUUCAUUUUUUGAGUUUGAUCCUUCAGUUUAAAUUUUCUUGCAUUAACUUGGCUAAGAAAAGAAAAUAGGAAGGAUUUAAUUACUUGGCACUGGUGAAAAGAAAAUUCUUGAUUUUUAUCAUAUGAAUAUCUGUAACUUAUUUUAUUGAGGUUUUAUAUGGAGCAGGAAUAUAUUCUGUGAUAAAGAAGGUAAUACAAAAGACAUUUUAACAAUGAUAUGUAUGGAUGUUCUGCAUUUUUAAUUUUAUUAUGUGCUAUGAGUGAAACGGAGCUUUUUAAAAGCUAGUCAAACCAUAAUCGAGAAGUGUAGGAAAUUGUAGGGAUUUUGUACAUUAUAAUUAAUAUUAUUAUUAUUAGUUAUUAUUGUUAUUAUUAUUUUUAUUAUUGUUAUUUUUAUUAUUAUUAUUAUUAUUGUUAUUAUUAUUAUUAUUAUUAUUAUUAUUAUAUUAUCAUCAGUGUUUUUUAUAUUACCGUUAAUUAUUUUUACUGCAACUACUAUUAAUGGCAUUUUUGUUACAGUUUUUACUAUCACUCCUAUUACUGAUAUCUUUCAAUGUUAUCACUAGCAUUUUUAUCAUUUUAAGUAAUAAAAAACGAAAGCAGAACGUAUCCAGCAAUGGAGCAUAUCAUAGAUUUCGCUGAAUAGCACAAGUUCCAAGUACCAGACUGUCAGAAAGAUGCAGGAAGCAUUGUAUGAAAAAUAAUUAUAUAUUUAUUUAUGAUCUGUUGUGAAUUAGCCAGUAGGCAUUAGUUGUCUGAAAGAUCCCGAGGAAGCCAUGAAGCGUGACUGGUGAGGGAGGUUCAGUUAGUGCUGCAGUAAAGUGUAAAAGCAGCAAGUGUGUAUGUGCCUUUGAAUGUGUUCAUCUUCGUUAUAUAAUCUCUUGAAGUAGCUUAGAGGGAGAGUACUGUACUUCUAAGCUGCUCUACAGGUGUUUUAGAAGUGAUAGUGUACUUGUCAGCUUUGAAGUGUUUUGAUCUUUUUAUUGUAAUAUAUGUAAAUAUAGAUAUGUAUUUUAUAUGACUAUUGAAAGAAAGAUAUUUACA
Molecule: messenger RNA, 3196 nt
Organism: Penaeus indicus
Lineage: Eukaryota; Metazoa; Arthropoda; Malacostraca; Decapoda; Penaeidae
Product: MAP7 domain-containing protein 2-like
Exons: 6
Coding region: 313-1473 (386 amino acids)
Biological process (GO): signal transduction
Molecular function (GO): MAP kinase kinase kinase activity; magnesium ion binding
Source: RefSeq, a predicted model, not a curated record